ACAUGAGCGAUGAAGAAGAUAUAAAAGGCCAUGCCAUUCCCACGGUUUGUGUCGCCAUCAUCAGCUUCGAUCAUCAUCUUCCUUCAGCUUCAAGCUCCAAUCGUCCCUCAAUCCGUUGGCAACCAUGGUUGACUCUUUCUCCAUCUACAAAACAGCUCUCCUGCUGUCCAUGCUGGCCACCAGCAAUGCGCAGCAGGUCGGCACUUACACCACUGAAACGCACCCCAGCUUGACCUGGCAAACCUGCAGCGGCAGUGGUAGCUGCACUACCACCAGCGGCAGCGUGGUCAUUGACGCCAAUUGGCGUUGGGUGCACGAGGUUGGUGGCUACACCAACUGCUACAGCGGCAACACUUGGGACAGUUCGAUCUGCUCCACCGAUACCACCUGCGCGUCCGAAUGUGCCCUCGAGGGUGCCACUUACGCGAGCACCUAUGGUGUGACCACCAGCGGCUCGUCGCUCCGUCUCAACUUCGUUACGACGUCGUCGCAGAAGAACAUUGGCUCGCGUCUGUACCUUCUGGCUGACGACAGCACCUACGAGACUUUCAAGCUUCUCAAUCGGGAAUUCACUUUCGAUGUCGACGUCUCCAACCUCCCCUGCGGACUGAACGGCGCCCUCUACUUCGUCUCUAUGGACGCUGACGGCGGCGUUUCCCGCUUCCCGACGAACAAGGCUGGCGCCAAGUAUGGAACCGGAUAUUGCGACUCCCAAUGUCCUCGGGAUCUCAAGUUCAUCGAUGGUCAAGCCAACAUUGAGGGCUGGGAGCCAUCUUCGACCGAUGUCAAUGCGGGUUCCGGUAACCACGGCUCCUGCUGCCCUGAGAUGGAUAUCUGGGAGGCGAACAGCGUCUCCAGUGCCUUCACCGCCCACCCUUGCGACUCCGUCCAGCAGACCAUGUGUACGGGCGAUUCUUGCGGUGGCACUUACAGUGACACUGCCGACCGUUACUCCGGUACUUGCGAUCCUGAUGGAUGUGAUUUCAACCCUUACCGCCUGGGCAACACCAACUUCUAUGGUCCCGGAAAGACCGUCGACACCAGCAAGCCCUUCACCGUCGUGACGCAGUUCAUCACCAACGAUGGUACUGACACUGGUACCCUGACUGAGAUCCGUCGUCUCUACGUGCAGAACGGUGUCGUGAUUGGCAACGGCCCCUCCACCUACACUGCCGCGAGCGGCAACUCGAUCACCGAGAGCUUCUGCAAGGCCGAGAAGACCUUGUUCGGCGACACCAACGUCUUCGACACUCACGGUGGACUGUCUGCCAUGGGUGACGCCCUCGGCGAUGGCAUGGUCCUGGUGCUCAGUCUGUGGGAUGACCACGCCGCCGACAUGCUCUGGCUCGACAGCGACUACCCCACCACCAGCUCGGCUACCAGCCCUGGUGUCGCCCGCGGUACCUGCCCCACCACCACCGGAAAUGCCACCUACGUUGAGGCCAACUACCCGAACUCGUAUGUCACCUACUCCAACAUCAAGUUCGGUACCCUCAACUCGACCUACUCCGGUUCGACCUCGGGCGGCUCCAGCUCCAGCAGCACCACCUUGACUACCAAGGCCUCGACCACCACCACUAGCUCCAAGACCACCACCACCAGCUCCAAGACCACCACCACCACUUCCAAGACGUCCACCACCUCGAGCUCGUCCACGAAUGUUGCCCAGCUGUACGGACAGUGCGGUGGACAGGGAUGGACUGGCCCCACCACCUGCGCCAGCGGCACUUGCACCAAGCAGAAUGACUUCUACUCGCAGUGCCUGUAGGGGGGAAGAUAGCCAUUGAGAUGUUCUCGACGAGAGAGGGAGAAUGACAAGGAAUGACA
Molecule: messenger RNA, 1827 nt
Organism: Aspergillus fijiensis CBS 313.89
Lineage: Eukaryota; Fungi; Ascomycota; Eurotiomycetes; Eurotiales; Aspergillaceae
Gene: cbhB
Product: putative 1,4-beta-D-glucan-cellobiohydrolyase
Exons: 1
Coding region: 125-1768 (547 amino acids)
Biological process (GO): carbohydrate metabolic process
Cellular component (GO): extracellular region
Molecular function (GO): cellulose binding; hydrolase activity, hydrolyzing O-glycosyl compounds
Source: RefSeq, a predicted model, not a curated record